AUGUUCUACCAAGGCGAUUUACAAAGCGGCAUUGCUCUCGCCAUGCGCGAGGCAAAGGCUGUUGUCUGUUUCGUUCGGGACAAUCAGGAAGAAAGCACUCGUUGGGAAGAUGAUUAUUUUGAUAACGAUGAGCUACGUGAGCUGCUUUCAAAUUAUGCGGUUGCCCUUCGCCUCGUAGCCGGUACCCGAGAAACGGGAUUUCUGAUCUCGAUAUGUCCCGUCCAAAGCUAUCCGACCCUCAUAGUGAUAAGGAAUGGUGUGGUACAGGAAUAUAUUUUUUCCGGGACGAUGAAGGAUGAAUUUCAGACAAGGUUGAAGACGGUGCUCGCAGCAUCGCCAAAUCCGAAUACGGCCCCGAUUGCUCCUACUCCCCCUCCUGCUGCUGCCCAACAGGGAAAUUCACAAACAAUUGGAACUACGGCGACGACGGAUCAUGAUCUGAACCAAACUCACACGCCCGUAGCUCAAUACCAAAACCAUCAAGCUACGAUAGAGUCGACAGAGCGGACAAAUAGGCGGAAUGUACGGGAUGGCAAACAGCCUGACAAACAGAUGACAGCCGAAGAGAAGAAGGCUAUGCAAGAAAAAGAAGACCGUCGUGCAUUGCAACUCAAGAUACAACGCGAACAAAAGGAACAGAGAGAAGAGCGAGAGAGGAUUCGGAAUCAAAUCAAACAUGACCAGGAAGCCCGAAGGCAGCGCGCUGCAGAAGAGAAAGGCAUUUCAUCCACUUCUUCCUCUACUCCUAAGAAUAUUUCAGCAGAAAGGCCAGAGAAAAGACAGGCAUCAGAUUAUCGCCUGCAGAUCCGUCUCUUUGAUGGUAGUUCAGUUCGCCAUAACUUUCCACCUUCGGCAACAAUUCGAAAGGAUAUUCGCCCUUGGCUUGAAACUCAGCGUUCAGAUGGUUCUCAGCCUUACAAUCUCAAACACAUAUUGACUCCUCUCCCAAACCGCACUAUCUCUGUGUCAGAAGAGGAGCGUUCAUUAGAGGAAUUAGAAUUGGGACCAACAGCUAGUCUGGUCAUGGUCCCAGUACCAUCGUAUAUCGAAGCAUACGCCCCAUCUGGAGUGAUGAGCGGUCUUCCAGGUCGCGUGAUAUCAUCGGGAUAUGGCCUUGUCUCCGGAGUAGUGGGUGGUGUGACUGGGAUGGUUGGAGGUCUCUUGGGAUAUGGCAGUACUCCUGAUCUACAAGCAACAUCAACAUCAGAUUCUACCGGUAACAACCAUACGCGGCCUACGACAACAAGAAGUAGUCAGAAAAUAAAUAUCCGAACACUGCAUGACCAGUGGAAUGACCAAGAUAGGAAUGAAUUUUAUAACGGCAACACUUUAAAUUUUGAGCCGAAGAAAGAUGAUGAUUCUAAAGAGAAGUGA
Messenger RNA from Talaromyces atroroseus, 1374 nucleotides. RefSeq lists its product as hypothetical. The coding region runs from base 1 to 1374 and encodes 457 amino acids. Gene Ontology annotation, molecular function: protein binding. The transcript has 4 exons. Lineage: Eukaryota; Fungi; Ascomycota; Eurotiomycetes; Eurotiales; Trichocomaceae. The record is from RefSeq and is a predicted model, not a curated record.